UUGUGUCGUGUGGUUGUGUCUGGGUCGUGUCGUUGAAAAGUCGUUGUGUGUAAAAACGUCCAUUGGUGCAAUGGAGAAACAGCAGCAUACAGCAUUUUCGUAUCCAGUUUCAGUGUGUUUCAGUUCAGUUUUAGUUCAGUCACUCUCCACCCUCCACUCAAUAUCAUUCAUUCGUACCCCUUUACGUAAAUUUUACCAGCUGCACAUGAGUGUCAGUGAAAACCUUAUUAUAAGUUAAACCCUAUCAGUAAAGUAUAAUUGGAAUAACUUGUGGUUCCUUUUUCGGUUGUAUUUUAAUGUGAUUAUUACAAAACUCUAGUGUACUACAAUGGAUACCGAGAGAUCGUCACUGAUUAAAUGGUCAAUUGUGAUCGGCACACCAGUUGUUGCAGUUGCGGGUUAUUGGUACUACGUUAACAAAUAUAGUAUUGUUGAUGACUCCAAAAAGAAAGGAGGUGCUAAAUCUACAUCAACUGUUUCAACUUCACCCACAACGCCCGUUGUUAUAGAAAAUGAAAUCGAAGAAAAGCCUGCAAAGAAAUUGUCACCGUUAGAACGAGCGAUUUCGUUGAAAAACUCUGGGAAUGCACUCUUCAGAGAAAGAAAGUAUGAAGAUGCCAUAAAAUGCUAUACUGAAGCAAUUGAUGUUUGUCCAGAAAAUGAUACUGCAAACCUUGCAACAUUCUAUCAGAACAGAGCUGCUGCAUAUGAGCAAAUUAGAAACUUCGAAGGUGUUGUAGCGGACUGCACUAAGGCGUUGAGUUACGACCCGAAGUAUGUGAAAGCUUUCAACAGACGGGCCAAAGCGCAUGAGCAGUUGGAUAAUCUCAAAAGCAGCCUGGAAGACGUGACAGCCUGUUGCAUCCUUGAACAGUUCCAAAAUCAGAACAGCAUGACCGCAGCUGACAGGAUUCUUACUAAAUUGGGAAAGAAACUCGCCCAAGAGGCAUUGCCCAAUAAGAGGCCGGCGAAGUUGUCGAAGCAUGUCGUCAAGCGAUAUUUCUGUGCUUUCAGUAACGAUCCUAUCAUGAAUUCCUUGAAUAACGAUGAACCUGAUUAUUUAAUCUAUGCAGUCGAAGAGCAACAGCUGAGAGGCUUGGCGAAAGCGAAGAGACUUUUCCAAAAGGAGAUGUUCGAUGAGGUGCUCGACGCUUGCACCGAAGAGUUGAAGAUUUCAGCACCAACCAGCAAGACAGCUCACGAGGCUCUCCUCUUCCGUGGCACCAUGUAUUUCCUAGUUGGCAACCAGAAUAAAUCAUUGGAAGACUUCACAACGAUCAUUGAUGGAAAUUGCAACGAUGUCAAGAUAAAAGUGAACGCGUUGAUCAAGAGAGCAGCGAUCCACGUGCAAAUCGAGACUCCAGACCUGCUGAGCGCCCUGGAAAUCAACAACAAGAGGUGCGAUACUUUGCCACAGAAAUGCCUGGCCGACUUCUCCGAAGCUGAGACCUUGGAUCCCAACAACUCCGAUGUAUAUCAUCACAGGGGACAGGUGUAUUUGCUAAUGGAAAGAAUGGAGGAGGCCCGAGAAUGCUUCCAGAAAUCUCUGCAGAAAACUCCUGGGUUUCCGAUAGUGAAAGCACAAUUGUAUUACGUCGAUUACAAGCUGGCAGCUGAUAGGGGCGACAUGGCAAGCAUAUCCCGCUCCAUUGAGGGGCUCACCCAAGUUAUGAGGGAGCGUCCAGACUGUGUUGAAGCUCACAACAUUCUUAUCCAGGUUUGCAACAGCCAGAGGGACUUUUCUAGAGCUGGUGACUUGUACGAGAAGUUGAUUAAAGAUCAUCCGGACAAUACAACUGCUAGAGUUCAAAGAGCUCUAUUCCAUCUGCAAGUUCACGGAGACGUAGAAAAGGCAAUUAAAUUCAUCGAAGAAGCCAUCGAAUUAGAUGAAAACUUGGAACUGGCUUAUGAAACAUUAGCUCAGAUAGAAAUUCAGCGAUGCAAUUUGAAUAGAGCAAUGGAGCUUUUCAACAAAGGACUGGAACUGGCGAAGAAUGAGCGCGAAAUGGCUCACCUGUACUCGCUUAGAGCUGCAGCUGAUGCUCAGACGGUGGUUGCACGCCGCUUGGGGUUGGACGUCCUACUUCGCCAGUAAUAUUCAAAAUUGAAUUCGAAUUUAUAGUGCGUCUAUGUAUGUAAACGCGCACUAUUCAAAGUAAACUAGUUUUAAGGCCUUCUUAUGCACUAGACCCUUUCACUCUUUAAUUCUGGACUCCUGUGCAAAGCACACGUAGGACGCAGGUAGCAAGCCAGUCUACAUCCAUCCAGAAAGGGCUAAAUUAAUGUUGUCCUUAUUACAAACUGAAGGGCAAAAUUGAUGUUUAUCCUCAUUACAAACUAGAUGUUGUUAUUGAUGUUUAAAAUCAAUCGUACACAACUCCUAAAUUCUCAUUUUGCUUUACCAUCUACCAUCCACUCUUUGGUUGUGUUGAUGUUUAACGUCAACUCUUACCUGUUCUACUCUAGUGCAAAAGUUGAAUAUCCUGAAUAUAAUUCAAUUUUUGAAUUUAGUAGCCGGUUUACUACUUGGAGAAUUUCAGUUUUGUUACCAUUUGAAAAUAAUGAUUGCAUUUACCAUGUACAUUCUUUUAUUUUGUAUCAUAUAAUUUUGUGAAAAUUUCCGUCACAAAAUCUCUUCUCAAAUCAAUAUUGCAAAUCUAAAUGCGAAGUAUGGCCAAGACUUACAAUCUUUGGUCCAAGACUUACAUUUGAGUUGAAUUCUUGAUUUGUUCAAGAAUUAUUUUAUGGUUUGAGUGAUGAAACUAGUUUUUGAAAAGAAAUUAAAAUCUAUGAUCAAACUAGAAAGGAAUUUUGCAAAAGUUUACUCAGUGGCUGAAUAUACUGUAUAUGUUACUAUUUGCAAAUUAUUGAUGUUUUUAAAAGUUAUCUGAAAAUGUAAGUUGAUUUAAACUAUUCAUCAAUUUUACUUCGAGAAACUAAAUAUCAGUUUUACAUUGAUUCUAUUGCAUUUGAAUGAUAAAUUGAUAAUAAAAAUAUUAUGCAACUAAAAGCUAAUUAUUAUGAGAGUAAUAUUGUUGCAAAAUGCACGAUUUUCAACUUUGAGAUUGUCAUUGAAAUCUGCAUUUCAUGUUAUUUGCGCUCGUACCAUCCUUCAACUGCCAUUUGGUUCAAUGGAAAGUUUUCACUCUCACACAAAAUGUCACAACUUUUACGCACUGCUCUAACAUUACUUGUUUCUUGGACAAAUAGGUUUUUUAAUUGAAAUUGGAAGUAAAUUUCCAAAUCUUGAAAAGUUCUGAAAUGGAGAACUCUGCUUUUACUCAUUAAUUCAAGCAUUAUUAUAUGUAUAUUUUGUUCACAAUGUUGAAUUGUUAUUGUUAUAUAUUUUAUACUCAUUUCUUGAAUAUUCGAAUACUGUCGAAAACCAUUUUUGUAAGAAAAAUUGUUUGUGAAAUGCUAUUAAAAAAUCAUUUUAAUUAAAGACAUAUGUGGAUCGUCACAAUUGUUUUUGAAGGCAUAGAAUUGUAUCUUAGUAGAAAAACUAUUCGACAAAUUGAUUAUGUGUCACAAAAUGUUAAUAAAAAUCUAUUCUAUUUCCAAUAAUUCA
Nilaparvata lugens (brown planthopper) is the source of this 3568-nucleotide messenger RNA. RefSeq names its product mitochondrial import receptor subunit TOM70 (gene Tom70). Lineage: Eukaryota; Metazoa; Arthropoda; Insecta; Hemiptera; Delphacidae. The coding region runs from base 329 to 2095 and encodes 588 amino acids. Gene Ontology annotation, molecular function: protein binding. The record is from RefSeq and is a predicted model, not a curated record. The transcript has 10 exons.